This is a messenger RNA of Blepharisma stoltei, 1219 nucleotides long. NCBI's taxonomy places the organism in Eukaryota, Ciliophora, Heterotrichea, Heterotrichida, Blepharismidae. The record is from the annotation of a GenBank genome assembly.
AUGGAAACGAAAAAUAUGUACUUUUUGCAGCAAAGACCCGUUGAGACGAUUGAAACGAAUAAAAAUAAGAAAGCAAGAUUCUGUGAUAUCAUACAAAUUUUUGAAUUUCCAAGCACUAAAGAUACCUUGCUUUAUGCAUCAAAUUCAGUAAAACAACUAGAAGAUAUCGCAUUUAGUGUAAUUAAAGCGUAAUUUCUACAUAGGAGUCAAAUUGAUGGAAGAUCAAAUCGCAGCAAUAAUUACUUCAUAAAAAGAUAUGCCUUAUUGUAGACAAUAGUCCUAUUUUAUUGAAAAUUAUUGAAAAACUGCAUUUUGCUGUAUUAUAAAUGCUAUUUUUAUAGAAAUAGAGCAAAAAUUUCGCCAUUUUUUUCUAUAUAAAAAUGUAUACGAUUUAAAUGGAAUUUGUACAGAUUUUUAUACAGGGGAGCAAUAUGCUUGAGAUAUGCACCCACAAGCAGUCCAUCAUUCUCCCUCACGAAGAGGAAUUAUGAAAAAAAAGAAAAAUUUGACUUUAAAAGUGAGCGAUGAGUACGAAAUAAGGAGCAGGGAAGGCUUUCACUCUACUCUGGCAAGGUCAAGGAGCUCUUUUUUAGCGAAAUUAAAACCUAUUGAUACAGUAGCGCCAAAGAGGCAAAAUAAUGCUUCUUUUCAACGGAGAAAUAUAAGACUUCAUACAGAAGUUUUGACAAAAAGGUCGAGCACGAGUUCAAAUAAACAAAGAUCUUACUUACUUAAUUAUUAAUAGCACGCUUAACGUCCAAUACCACAUUCCCUGCACGGGUAUCCGUCCUGCUUCUGGGUACCCCGCUCCCACCAAAAUGUCGUGCACCACCUGGCUUCAAGGCUAAAUGGUCCCAUUGGCUUCGGCGUUCGGAUUUCGACGGCCGUCCUUCCGGCUCUCGGGCAAGCCAACUUGGGUCCGUCAGGCACCCUAAAGGUCCCAGUCUCCACCGCCUGGGGUUGGUGGCAUCGUUCCAGAAAAUUCGAAUUCCCUGAGGGACAGAAGUCCUGCGUCGCGCACCGCAGGAUCUUGAAGCCCUGUCAUAGCCGGGAUAAAUUCGCUGGGGAAAGCCAAACCUCAUAAUCAAAAAAUUGAGGAAGAGAAUUUUCGGUCGGGAGACCAGAAAAUUCGAAUGACGCCAUUUUUUGAUUAUCAAAUAAACAAAGAUCAACAUUAUCUGGAACGUCGAUAAUAACGCUUUCUCCAUUAUUUAAAUAG